UCCUCCGCCCGCUUUCCCCCAAUCGGUGAGCGGGUCUGUGAUAGUGCGAACAGGGCUGGAGGGGGGAUCGCAGUCAGCGCUGCUGGGAGGAGGAGGAGGUGGAGGAAGGCUCUCCCACCGCCAGCUCCUCCAUCGCUCACACACCGGGAUCCGGGGGCCCCGCAGGCACGGCGCCAGGACUGCGAGGGCAAGAUGGCGGUCACCCUGGAUAGCAUUCGGAAAAUGGGAUUUCUUAUUUUGAAAAUGAUCAUCCGAUUUACCUUCAUGUUCGUCAACAACAUGUUUGCUAUUCCGUCCUAUGUACUCUAUUUAAUAGCUCUGCAGCCUGUCAGACUGAUAGACAGUAAACUGUUCUGGUAUAUUGAAGGGGUCAUGUUUAAAUGGCUCCUGGCUAUGGUGGCAUCAUGGGGAUGGACUGCUGGGUACACAGUUGUUGAAUGGGGUGACAACGUCCACACGAUCACAGAAGACGAAGCCGUCAUGCUGGUGAACCAUCAAGCGACAGGAGACGUGUGCACGUUAAUGAUGUGCUUACAGGACAAAGGCCGGGUGGUUCAGCAGAUGAUGUGGCUUAUGGACCAUAUAUUUAAAUAUACCAAUUUUGGUAUCGUGUCCCUUGUACAUGGAGACUUUUUUAUCCGACAGGGUAAAGCUUACCGGGACCAGCAGCUGAUCUUCCUCAAGGACCACCUUGAGAGGUACUACAGGAGUCGAGAUAGAAAGUGGAUCAUUUUAUUCCCAGAGGGAGGCUUUCUCAGGAAAAGAAGGGAAACAAGCCAGCUGUACGCCAAGAAGAAUAACCUGCCAUUUCUCACGCAUGUCACCCUGCCGAGAUUGGGAGCUACGCACGUUAUUUUGAAGACGUUGCUGGCACAGCAAGAGAACGGGACGUUGACAGGAGGGCAUUCUCCAGUAGUCGAUCGAAAGCCAAAAGGUUUACAGUGGGUGAUCGACGCGACAAUUGGAUACCACAGUGCACAUCCGAUGGACAUCCAGACUUGGAUUCUUGGUUACCGGCCACCUACUGUCACUCAUGUGUACUACAGAAUCUAUCCCAUUAAAGAGGUUCCCAUGGAAACAGAAGCAUUAACAGAUUGGUUAUAUCAGCGAUUUGUUGAAAAAGAGACGCUAUUGUCACAUUUUUAUGAAACAGGUGCUUUUCCUCCCCCACAGGGACAGAAGAAAGCAGUGUCGAGGGAAAUGACCCUAAGCAAUGUCUGGCUCUUCCUUGUACAGUCGUUUGCCUUUUUGUCAGGGUACAUGUGGUACUGCAUUCUUCGCUAUUUUUAUCAUUGCCUAUUUUAAAAAAAGCUCAGUGGGACCUGAGGACUCAGACGUAGGAAAUUGUAAGCUCUGACAAAAGAGCACCAUGUUAUCUGUGUGAAUGUGAAAACACCACAGGCAACAAAAUCGCUGACUUAUUUUUUUUUUUUUUUAUAUAUAUAUUUUAUUUUAUUUGUUUUUGCGUUUUAAGCCCAGACUGGGGCAGUUUUAAACUGGCGUGAUAUUACGGCUCAAUGCCGAUGACCUGCUAACGUGUUUUCAGCAAGUGGGCAAGAGGUGUUUCUGAAUCUGUUUAACAUAUGAAAGUGAGGCCUGAAACCGAUGACCUGAUUUAACAAGGCCGCGAAAAUGUACGUAAAGAAGAAAGUUCGGCGGGUUGGCUACUUUCUGUCGUAGCAACCAGCGCCAAGUCACCGAUCCCUGAGCAAUUUGGGUGCAGAUCCAAGGCAUCGCCCAACAAUACAAGACAAUGAAAUGCAUUGCGCAUUGGCCAAAACGCCUAAGGGAGGCGUUGUGAUCACAAA
Molecule: messenger RNA, 1808 nt
Organism: Nanorana parkeri
Lineage: Eukaryota; Metazoa; Chordata; Amphibia; Anura; Dicroglossidae
Gene: LPGAT1
Product: lysophosphatidylglycerol acyltransferase 1
Exons: 8
Coding region: 193-1305 (370 amino acids)
Cellular component (GO): endomembrane system
Molecular function (GO): acyltransferase activity
Source: RefSeq, a predicted model, not a curated record